Messenger RNA from Cyphellophora europaea CBS 101466, 1044 nucleotides. RefSeq lists its product as uncharacterized. The transcript has a single exon. Bases 1 to 1044 code for a protein of 347 amino acids. Lineage: Eukaryota; Fungi; Ascomycota; Eurotiomycetes; Chaetothyriales; Cyphellophoraceae. The record is from RefSeq and is a predicted model, not a curated record.
AUGGCGUCUGCGUCUCAACCCUCGACCUGGACAGACACUGUUCUUGACGGUGGCUAUCUCCCCCAUGCUCUCAUUCGCAUCGGCAUCCGACGACAGCUGGCGGAUCGCAUCUCCCUCAUCGCCAGCACGUCGCUUGCUGCCGAGUAUGAGCGGAAGAUGGCGUUCGUCGACGCCCUUCGAAGCCGGCCCAUCGCCAUUCACACCGAUGCGGCCAACAGUCAGCACUAUGAGGUCGGCACGUCGGUCCUCGCGGGGAUGCUUGGCACGCGCAUGAAGUAUUCCAGCUGCUUGUAUCCCACGGGCAAAGAAAGCUUGGCCCAGGCGGAGAUUGCCAUGUUGGAGAGCUACGCGGAGAAGGCGGAUAUUCGGGACGGUCAGGAGAUUCUGGAUUUGGGUUGUGGCUGGGGCUCUGCGACGCUGUACCUGGCUGAGAAGUUUCCGGGGUGCACGGUGACGGGGUUCAGCAACUCGCGGACACAAAAGAUGCACAUCGACUCUGAAGCCAAAAGGAAAGGGCUGGGCAAUGUCAAGGUCAUUACGGGGGACGUGGUCGACCAUGAGUUCGAGGCGGACAAGUACGAUCGGGUGGUGAGCAUUGAGCUCUUCGAACACAUGAAGAACUACCAGCUGCUCAUGGCCAAGGUCGGCCGGGCACUGAAACCGGGCGGGAAGCUCUUCGUCCACUUCUUCUGCCACAAGACCUCGCCGUACGAUUUCGAGGACGGCUGGAUGAGCACGCAUUUCUUCACCGGUGGCACCAUGCCGUCUGCGGACCUGCUCUUGUUCUUCCAGGACGACCUCCAGAUCCGGAAGCAGUGGUGGGUCAGUGGCACGCACUAUGCCAGGACGUGCGAAGACUGGUUGAGCAAGAUGCUGAAGGAGAAGAAGGCGGUGUGGGCUGGACUGGAGGAGACUUAUGGGAAGGAGGGCGCGCAGAUUUGGUGGAAUCGAUGGCAGGUCUUCUAUAUGGCUUGUGCCGAGCUGUUUGCGUACAAUGGUGGCGAAGAGUGGGGUGUCACGCAUUAUCUGUUUGAAAAGAAGUGA